AUGGCUGAAAGGACUGGUUCCUUGAGCUCAGACAGUGUGUUGGCGAUCGCCGCAACAGCUCUUCGCGCAGAUGGGGCCGCGCCGCCUAGCCUCAAGACGCCAUACGAGGCGAUCGCUCUAGUCGGCCAUGCGUCCAUGACAGCAGUCGGCUUUCGCUUAGUCGGACUUGGGGAAGACCACACGCUAGAAAACCGAUCCGAUAGCCCCUCACUUCCCGCAGAAUGGAACGCCAACACGGCCUUUGCCUUCCGCUACGCCCACUCACAGUCGUCGAUGCAAUAUCUGCUCAAGAUUAGCCGACUUGGAAAUAAUGCUGUCAUUUUCGCCUUGGCUUUGGGCGAUGACAGAACGACAUCUUUUGAUCUUCCGGUGAAAGACUAUGUCUCCGAAUCCGCGCUUCCCUUGCCCCCUACCGCCGAGGAUCUCCCAGCAGCACUUCGCGAAGCAUUUAUCUCUCCCUCUCGUAUUCAGGACUUGAUCGGAUUAUUCAAGAUCAACGUCAUUCAGAAGCUGGCGCCUGGACUGUAUAAAGAAGGCUACGAAGAUUCCGACCAGCCACAGGAGACGUUGCGCGAAAGAACUCUGGAAAGACCUCCACGCCAUGAUCCUCUACGAGACGAUCCGAUGCCCCAACCCGCUCGCCCGUACCCAUUUGACGACCCCCUGGCGGUGCCUCCCCGACGACCCGUCCCAGCUGGGGAUUUUCCGCCACCAGGAUUCGAGGAUGAAUUCGAGAUCCAGAGACCCCCUCGAGGAUACCCGGGAGGUAUGGGAGGAAGAAACCCGAUGAACAUUGGAGACCGAGAUUUGUACCCAGCGGGACUAGGCCCGAAUGAUCCUUUGCGAGGAGGUAUAGGCCCUGGGCUGGGAGGUGGCGGCGGUGGUGGCAUGCACCCCACGUUCGAUGAUCCUCUGUUUGGUGGACCUCGUGGACAAGGGUACGAUCCUCAAGCACCACCAGGCUCGCGGUAUGAUCCGGUAGGACCCGGACAAGGGGCACCAUUUGGACGAGGACAGGGGCCGUAUGGGGGACGCGGAUUUGGCGGAGGGUUCGGGGGAUUUGGUGGUGACAUCAUUUAA
Molecule: messenger RNA, 1080 nt
Organism: Aspergillus luchuensis
Lineage: Eukaryota; Fungi; Ascomycota; Eurotiomycetes; Eurotiales; Aspergillaceae
Product: proteasome inhibitor PI31 family protein
Exons: 2
Coding region: 1-1080 (359 amino acids)
Biological process (GO): proteasome-mediated ubiquitin-dependent protein catabolic process
Molecular function (GO): endopeptidase inhibitor activity; proteasome binding
Source: RefSeq, a predicted model, not a curated record